UCGAUCCAUAUUUAGACCCACCCCAUAAUCAACUAUCUCACUGAUCCGGCUGUCUGAUUUCCUUCCUCGUCAGUUUCCAAACAUUUCUUCGAUGAACUGAUUAGUGAUUUCACUCGAGGAAAUUAAUAUCAAAAUGCCGCCAUCAACCCCCAAUGGAUCUGCGGCCAAACCACAGGAGGAAGACGAAUCUACGGCCACGGCCACCGCAUCCUCCUCCUUAAAAUUCGGGACAGCGGAGGCUUUGGAGCACGUCCGUAGCCUGACCGACGUGGGCGCCAUGACGCGGCUGCUCCAUGAGUGCAUUGCGUACCAGCGGGGGCUGGACCUUGAACUGGACAACCUCUUGGCCCAACGUAGCGACCUCGAUAAGCACCUCCUCCACCUCCAAAGAUCUGCUGAAGUUCUCGAAAUUGUGAAGGCCGAAUCGGACCACAUGCUCUCCAAUGUCAGCUCUACCGCCGACCUUGCCGACAGCGUCAGUGCCAAGGUCCGUGAGCUAGACCUUGCCCAAUCCCGGGUCAACUCCACUCUCUCCCGCAUAGACGCCAUCGUCGAGCGGGGCAACUGUCUCGACGGUGUCAAGAAUGCUCUGGAUUCCCUAGACUAUGAAUCUGCAGCUAAGCAUGUCCAGACUUUUCUGCAGAUUGAUGCCAAAUACAAGGACUCCGCAUCAGAUCAGAGGGAGCAGCUUCUCGCGUGUAAGAAACAGUUGGAAGGGAUAGUCAAGAAGCAGCUCUCUGCCGCAGUGGAUCAACGGGAUCACUCAACGAUUCUGCGGUUCAUUCGCCUGUAUCAGCCUUUAGGUUUGGAGGCGGAGGGAUUGCAGGUCUAUGUUGGGUAUUUGAAGAAGGUGAUCGCCAUGAGAUGUAGGCUUGAGUUUGAGAAUCUGGUGGAGUUGAUGGAGCAAAGUCAUAACCAGAGUCAGGUAAACUUUGUUGGGUGCUUGACGAAUUUGUUUAAGGACAUUGUCCUGGCUAUUGAACAAAAUGACGAAAUUUUGAGGAGUCUUUGCAGUGAGGAUGGUAUUGUAUAUGCUAUAUGCGAACUUCAGGAGGAGUGUGAUUCGCGGGGCUCUUUGAUCUUGAGGAAGUACAUGGAUUAUAGGAGAUUAGCUAAAUUAUCUUCUGAGAUUAAUGCUCAGAACCAUAAUUUGCUUGCUGUUGGUGCACCUGAAGGACCAGACCCAAGAGAUGUUGAAAUGUAUUUGGAGGAAAUACUGUCAUUGAUGCAACUUGGUGAGGACUACACAGAGUUUAUGAUUUCAAAAAUCAAAGGAUUGACUUCAGUUGAUCCAGAGUUAGUACCACAAGCCACAAAAGCCUUUAGGAGUGGAAGCUUUAGUAAAGUUGUUCAAGAUAUCACUGGGUUCUAUGUGAUCUUGGAAGGAUUCUUUAUGGUGGAGAAUGUGAGGAAAGCUAUUCGGAUUGAUGAGCCAGUGCCUGACAGCCUUACAACUUCCAUGGUGGACGAUGUUUUCUAUGUUUUGCAGAGUUGCUUGAGAAGGGCAAUCUCCACCUCAAAUAUUAGCUCUGUGAUUGCUGUACUAAGUGGUGCAAGUAGUUUAUUGAGCAAUGAAUACCAGGAUGCUUUGCAACAGAAAAUGAGAGAGCCAAACCUUGGGGCAAAGCUGUUCUUGGGUGGUGUUGGAGUGGAAAAGACUGGGACAGAGAUUGCAACAGCUUUGAACAAUAUGGACGUGAGUAGUGAGUAUGUCCUGAAACUAAAGCAUGAGAUUGAAGAGCAGUGUGCAGAGGUAUUCCGAGCUCCAGCAGAUCGGGAAAAAGUGAAAUCUUGCUUGUCCGAGUUGGGUGAUAUGAGCAAUAAUUUCAAGCAAACCUUAAAUGCUGGCAUGGAGCAACUUGUGGCGACUGUGGCACCCCGGCUUCGUCCAGUAUUAGAUGCCGUGGCAACUAUCAGCUAUGAGCUAUCAGAGGCUGAAUAUGCUGAUAAUGAGGUUAACGACCCAUGGGUUCAGAGGCUUCUGCAUGCUGUCGAGACUAAUGCAACAUGGCUCCAGCCACUAAUGACUGCCAACAACUACGACUUAUUCGUACAUUUAAUAAUUGACUUCAUCGUGAAGAGGCUUGAAGUGAUAAUGAUGCAGAAAAGAUUCAGUCAGCUGGGAGGCCUUCAGCUUGACAGAGAUGCAAGGGCUUUGGUUAGCCAUUUCUCCAGCAUUACCCAGAGGACUGUGAGAGAUAAGUUUGCAUGUCUCACUCAAAUGGCAACCAUCCUCAACUUAGAAAAGGUCUCGGAGAUUCUAGAUUUCUGGGGUGAGAAUUCAGGACCUAUGACCUGGAGACUAACCCCGGCUGAGGUUAGGCGAGUGUUGGGUCUAAGGGUUGACUUUAAACCUGAAGCAAUUGCUGCUCUGAACUUGUAACCCUUUAUCUGGUUGGUCAAGUACUCCAAAACUAUCUCAUAACAUAUGCUUAUCGUUUUUCUAUUCUUUUUUGUCUGUA
Molecule: messenger RNA, 2462 nt
Organism: Tripterygium wilfordii
Lineage: Eukaryota; Viridiplantae; Streptophyta; Magnoliopsida; Celastrales; Celastraceae
Product: conserved oligomeric Golgi complex subunit 4-like
Exons: 2
Coding region: 134-2383 (749 amino acids)
Source: RefSeq, a predicted model, not a curated record